AAAACCUUUACGCACAGAGGUGGAGGCUGCAGCGACCAAACAAGAGGCUUUCUGUCAAAAACAACACUUCUACCUUUCUGAUAAAACCACACGUGUUUUAUUUCCCUUCUGUCAGACAUCUUGAGUUCUUAAACCACCCUGGAGUUUGAGUUUGGAGGAGGUGAGAAGUUCAGACUGAAGUUUUGGAGAGGAGGAGUGGACUUUCCCCUUAAACAAGCUUUUAUUCCUGAAAGAGGAGCGGAGGAAGCCGAGCAGCCGUCGACGUGGAGAGUGAGAACACAGAGGGAGUGAAAGGAGAAGGUAGAGACGCCAACCGACCCAUCAGCCUGCAGAGAGAGAGAGAGAGCUGUGACAUGGGGAAACAGAACAGCAAGCUGAGGCCCGAGGUCCUGAACGACCUGAGAGAAAACACAGAGUUCACCGACCACGAGCUGCAGGAGUGGUACCGAGGCUUCCUCAAGGACUGUCCCACCGGCCACCUCACCGUGGAGGAGUUCAAGAAGAUUUACGCCAACUUCUUCCCCUACGGCGACGCCUCAAAGUUCGCCGAGCACGUCUUUCGCACGUUCGACACCAACGGCGAUGCCACCAUCGACUUCAGGGAGUUCAUCAUCGCCCUGAGCGUGACGUCUCGCGGCGGACUGGAGCAGAAGCUGCGCUGGGCCUUUAGCAUGUACGACCUGGAUGGAAACGGAUACAUAAGCCGAGCAGAGAUGCUGGAGAUAGUUCAGGCAAUUUAUAAGAUGGUGUCGUCAGUGAUGAAGAUGCCUGAGGAUGAGUCGACACCAGAGAAGAGGACAGAUAAGAUCUUCAGACAGAUGGACAUCGAUAACGAUGGUAGAUUGUCGUUGGAGGAGUUUAUUAAAGGUGCCAAGAGCGACCCGUCCAUCGUCAGACUGCUGCAGUCCGAUCAGGGAGCCUCUCGUCAGUUCUGAGGGCAGAGACAUUAACACACACACACACACACACACAUCAUUCCAGCUUCAUGCUGCUCGGUCGUCACCACACAACCCUUUCAUAUUAUCUACACUCCACUGUCUUAAUGUUUACAUGAAUGGAUAAUUGAUUUUUCUUGUCUCUGUGGACAUUGAACUUGAUCCUGUGUAUAAGCUUUUCCCCCCUCCCCCGCCUUGCCGUGCCAUAUAUAUUUAUACUGACUGGAUUAUAUAAUUGCAAGUAUUAUUACUCCCGUUACGUUUCAUGAAGAAGAACCUAAUCACGUCAGUUGGUUUAAUUUGAUUGGACUAAACCGCGUUGGCUCACGGUUGUUCGUGAUAUCGACAGUCAGUUAACAAGUCGCUGUUCUGAACAAGCUCUAUAUGCCUUCGGUAUUUGCAUGCGCUCAGUGAUACGUGUUUUCUGAUGUUGUACCAGUUUACGUGAAUAAGGAAGCCCCGUGAUUGUUUUUAUUCCUUUUUAUUUUUGUAACAAAAUGUCAUUUUGUUUUCACACAAUUGAAAUAAAGUCGUGUAAGAAAAAUAUACACAAGAAUUCCCACAGUAUUCCCUUGUCUGGGACAGACACGGUGCAAACCCACUAAGAUUCUCAACAUUCACUGAUUUGAAAAGAGAGAGAAAAAAAAAAA
Paralichthys olivaceus (Japanese flounder) is the source of this 1585-nucleotide messenger RNA. RefSeq names its product hippocalcin-like 1 (gene hpcal1). Gene Ontology annotation, molecular function: calcium ion binding. The record is from RefSeq and is a predicted model, not a curated record. NCBI's taxonomy places the organism in Eukaryota, Metazoa, Chordata, Actinopteri, Pleuronectiformes, Paralichthyidae.